UUAAAAGCAAAGGAUGAAAUUCGUGCGAUAUUUAUACUUUUGCAGAAUCCGAUAUUUAGUAAUCAGUCGUCGUAUAGUGUUUUCGCACAUUUGAUGAAACGUAUUAUAAGCCUUAAUAGCGGAGACCAUCAGCUAUUGAUUCAUUGGUUUUCAAAAUUAAAAGCAAAGGAUGAAAUUCGUGCGAUAUUUAUACUUUUGCAGAAUCCAAUAUUUAGUAAUCAGUCGUCGUAUAGUGUUUUCGCACAUUUGAUGAAACGUAUUAUAAGCCUUAAUAGCGGAGACCAUCAGCUAUUGAUUCAUUGGUUUUCAAAUUUAGAGGCAGAAAGGCUGCGAUUGCUUGUAAAACGAUUGUUACAAUUCAUAACAAUCCGUGAAUUUCCUCCCAAUAAUCGCCACAAAUUGCCGUCAAUUAGCAAAAGUAGAUUUUGGAUUCCGUGCGCCACUCGUGUUCUCGCACUUAUCAACGCCGCUAACAAUAAAGUGAUCCCAAAUGUGAUUAAUUAUAUUGAAUUUUAUAACUAUGCUUUGGAUCACAUCAACCUUAUGUCUGAGUACUAUCGAUGGCAAAACCCAUCCAAAACCAAUCGAUUCUCUUACUGUCAGUAUCCUUUCAUCUUAAGUAUUGUCGCAAAGAAAACAAUUUUACAAAGAGAUUCAGAGCAGCAAAUGAUAUUGAAUGCAAGGCAAAGUUUAUUAAAUCGCGCCAUUCAUCAGCAAAUGGCAGAUAUUGAUGUAUUCUUCUUGAAUCUAAACAUCCAUCGAUCAAAUUUAGUUUCCGAUUCCCUAAACGAAAUCGCUAAAAAACAAAAUGAUUUGAAGAAGAAACUUAAAGUGACAUUUAUUGGUGAACCUGGCCUCGAUAUGGGUGGUCUGACCAAAGAAUGGUUCUUAUUAUUAAUCAAGCAAAUAUUCCAUGAAGAUUAUGGGAUGUUUGUAUACCACAGCAAAUCUCGGUGUUAUUGGUUUAGUACGGCACAAAUGGGCAAUCUUAGGGAAUAUAACCUAAUAGGAGUUCUAAUGGGUCUCGCAGUCUAUAACUCAAUAAUACUCGAUCUUCACUUUCCGACCCUUUGCUUCAAAAAGUUGUUGAGUCCACCCGUUGUGCCACAAGAUGUGGAUCGAAAUCCGGUCGGAAUGUGUAACAUAACAAUGGAUGACUUCACUCAAGUUAUGCCCGAUGUAGCCGUCGGUCUCAAAGAGUUACUCUCAUAUGAAGGCAAUGUUGAAGAAGAUUUUUGUAUGAAUUUUCAGGUUUCUGUUGAAGAGUUUGGUGAAGUAAAGACUCACGUCCUUAAGCCUAAUGGACACGACAUUGUUGUUAAUAAUGAAAACAGAUUUGAAUAUGUUGAGCUAUAUAUGGAUCUAAUUCUCAAUAAAGCUAUAUUCCAACCUUUCAAAGCAUUUUAUUUGGGAUUUCAUAGCGUUUGUGCCUCUAAUGCUCUAAUUAUGUUACGACCGGAAGAGGUGGAAGUGCUUGUCUGCGGCUGUCCUACCAUUGAUAUGGAAGAACUAAGAAAAGCGACCAUUUAUGAUGGCUUUCAUGAAAAUGAUCUCAUUAUAAGACAAUUGUGGGAUAUAAUAAAGUCGUUGAGUUGGGAAAUGCAGAAGGAUUUCUUGAGAUUCGUGACGGGAAGCGAUAGAGUGCCCAUCAAUGGCAUGAUUGACAUGAACUUUAAAAUAACUGCACUUAACGGCAACACCGAUAUGCUGCCGACAUCGCACACGUGUUUCAAUCAACUCGUGUUACCCCGAUAUCCAUCUCAAGAGGUGCUCAAACAGAAGCUUAUUAUUGCCAUCUCUAAUGCCGAGGGCUUUGGACUCGAAUAGUGUAUACCUGAGUUUGGCAUUCAAUUUGUUACUUAUAGAAAAUGGUUAC
Messenger RNA from Medioppia subpectinata, 1876 nucleotides. The record is from the annotation of a GenBank genome assembly. NCBI's taxonomy places the organism in Eukaryota, Metazoa, Arthropoda, Arachnida, Sarcoptiformes, Oppiidae.